AUGCCCGAAAUCCAUUUCCAUCCUAAGUUUGCGGACCACAGGCCUGAGCAAGAUGGUUACCAUUACGAGAUGGAGAUCUACAACAGAGGGCUCGACUUCGAGCGCCCACCUCUUACUUUUCAACGGAUAGAUGGGAAGAAUUGGCAUGUUCGCGCCUCAGUUCCGAGGCCAAAGGCUACGUAUAUGGCUCGGCAAGUACUCGCGAGACUACGAACAAGAACCGCGCCGCCUACAAGAAGUGGCGAGAAGCUCCAAUUCCCCAUCGCCCUGGCGCCCGUUCGUGUGCUCAAAAUCUUCAAUCUCAGCGGCGAGAUUGCUGCCACAAAAGCCGCUGCCAAGGAAGCAGUGCCUUAUAUUUUCAGCUCUGCUGCAGCUGCCACCAUUGAAGACGUCGCCGAAGCUAUUGGUAAGGAUGGCCAGCGCCGGUAUCAACUCUACUGGCCCUCACGCGAGCACGACGACAUCACUAUCUCCUUGCUCAGCCGCGCAAAGAAGGCCGGCUAUGGCGUGCUCUUCGUGACACUGUAUACAUACAUCAUCGGCUGGCGACCUUCCGACAUGGACAAUGGAUACAACCCGUUCAUGGGUUCAGAUCGCGUUAACGUAGAACCUGGGCUUACAGACCCGGUAUUUCGGAAACAGUUCAAGGAACGUCAUGGAGUCCAGAUCGAGCAAAUGCUGGACACUGCGGCUCUAGAAUGGAUGCAGCACUGGGAUGGACCCAUCAUUCUCAAGGGCAUCCAGACGGUGGGUGAUGCGGUUAAGGCUGUGGAGGCGGGCGUGCAGGUUAUCAUUGUUAGCAACCACGGUGGGCGACAGCAGGACGGCGGCAACAGCAGCCCGGGGAUAUUACCACACAUCAAAGAUGCUGUAGGCGACAAGCUUACUAUCUUCUUCGAUAGCGGGGUGGGUUCUGGUGUGGAUAUUGCGAAGGCGAUGGCACUGGGUGCGGACUGUACACUUAUUGGCCGCCCAUAUGUUUACGGUUUAGCCUUGGGAGGAGAGCAAGGUGUAUCGCAUGUGCUGAAGAGUUUGGUGGGUGAGCUGGAGUUGACAUUGCAUUUGUCGGAGAUCCCAAGCGUGGAUAAGAAGGAUCUUAACCGCAGUGUGUUGGUACAGGAAGAUGAUCUCUUCAACACUGUUAAGGGGAUCGAUAUACAUUAG
Messenger RNA from Ascochyta rabiei, 1164 nucleotides. Its product is annotated as Lactate 2-monooxygenase. Bases 1 to 1164 code for a protein of 387 amino acids. The transcript has 3 exons. Gene Ontology annotation, molecular function: oxidoreductase activity. The record is from RefSeq and is a predicted model, not a curated record. Lineage: Eukaryota; Fungi; Ascomycota; Dothideomycetes; Pleosporales; Didymellaceae.